Calliphora vicina (urban bluebottle blowfly) is the source of this 3582-nucleotide messenger RNA. It is a transcript of the gene Mp, whose product is annotated as Multiplexin. The transcript has 20 exons. Bases 83 to 3424 code for a protein of 1113 amino acids. Gene Ontology annotation, molecular function: extracellular matrix structural constituent conferring tensile strength. The record is from RefSeq and is a predicted model, not a curated record. Lineage: Eukaryota; Metazoa; Arthropoda; Insecta; Diptera; Calliphoridae. Gene Ontology annotation, biological process: extracellular matrix organization.
UACACAAAUAAAAUUAACGUGUAUUGAAUUUACUGUCAACUCAUUUUAACCAAGUUGAUUGGUUAAAAAAAAACAACAUCAAAUGGAUUUAGCAUUUAAAAUACAAAUAAUGUGUUCGUGGAGAAAAAUGCUGCUAACACUGGUUUUACUUCUAGCCAUUGGACGUUCACAAUCCAUUGAGUUAACAGGUCAAGGCAUCAAAGAUGCCAUUGCCGAAUAUGAUAUGCUGGCCAUGAUAAACGAAAAUUUAAAUGGCAUUGAAUUCGAUUAUGCUGAAGACGGUUUUCCUGCCUAUAAAAUAUUACAAAUUGCCGACAUAAAAUCACCAUAUCGUAUGAUUUUGCCAGAAAAACUCAAUGAUUUUGCAUUGCAAACCACUCUACAACCCAUUUCAGCCAAAGGUGGCUACUUGUUUAGUGUUGUUGAUCCGUUGGAUACGGUGGUACAAUUUGGUUUGCACUUUUCGCCUGUAAUCAAAGACUGCUGGAAUGUGUCGUUAAUAUAUACCGAUGCCAGUGUUAGUCCAGUUACUAAGCGUUUGGUUAGCUAUCAGUUGCCAUAUGAACCCAAGAAAUGGGUUACACUGGCCUUUAAAGUGUUGAGUGAUAAAGUGGUUUACUAUUACAACUGUGAAGAGACAGAGACGACACCCUUGAUGAGAGAUCCCAUGGAGUUGGUGUUUGCUUCAUCUUCAACAUUGUAUUUGGCACAAGCUGGCGCUAAGUUUGGUGGUAAUUUUGAGGGUUAUUUGCAAAAACUAAAUGUUUAUGGUAAUCCAGAUGCUUUGUCCAUAACAUGUAUACCACCUCCCAAAAAUACGGCACCACCCACCUCAGCCGCCACAAGCAUUUACGAUGGCAGUGGCAUGCCGCCUCCACAGUCGCAAUACCCACAUGAAAGACCAUAUCGUACCAUAAAAGGCGAGAAAGGUGAACGUGGUCCUAAAGGUCCUCCUGGUGAUAGUAUACGUGGUCCUCCUGGACCACCAGGUCCUGCUGGACCUAAAGGCGAAUCAGGUUCAUUUCCUCCCUUUAUUGAUUUUGCUAGCAAUCCUGAGGCGAAAUACACUGGCAAAUGUACAUGCAAUGCGUCUGAUAUCCUAGAAGCCAUCAAAGACAACGAUAUACUAAGAGAAACAUUAAGAGGUCCACCAGGACUACCGGGUAAAGAAGGCAAAACUGGUGCACCGGGACGUACGGGUGCUACUGGGGUGCCAGGUGAACGCGGUGCCCCCGGUCUUAAAGGUGACCGCGGUGAAAGGGGCGAUCCUGGUCCUCGUGGUCCCGAAGGUCUGCAAGGCAACAAGGGUGAGCCAGGUGUCGAUGGUAUGCCUGGCGUAAUGGGUCCUUCAGGACCCCCAGGUCCACCUGGUUUGCCAGAGAACUAUGAUGAAUCUUUAAUGGGCAAUUCAAUGGGAGCAUUGCGUAGCAGUUCACCAGGACCUAAAGGAGAGCCAGGUAUUAAAGGUGAAAUGGGCCGUAGUGGCGAAAGAGGUCAACCAGGACAAAAGGGUGAACGUGGUGAUCCCGGCAUGACGGGUGAAAAAGGUGAUAGGGGUCACACAGGACCUCAUGGACCAGCCGGUAUCAAAGGUGAACCAGGUCAACCUGGCAUACCCGGUCUUUCAGGAUCACCCGGUGCUUCAGGUCUUAAGGGUGAUCGUGGUCUGCCAGGUGAAAUUGGCCCCAUGGGUCCAGCCGGAACUCCAGGACAAAUUGUUUAUGCUGAUACGCCGUUUGGUUUACAAAACACAACACAGUGCACGUGUCCCGCUGGACCGGCCGGUCCCAUAGGCCCACGCGGACCUUCGGGCUAUGAUGGUGCACCCGGUUUGAACGGUGAGCCGGGUCCAGCUGGUUCGAUCGGUUUGACCGGCCUGCCUGGUGCUAAGGGCGAGAAAGGCGAAAAAGGUUUGCGUGGUUUGGCUGGACCGAAAGGUGAUCGCGGACCUGAGGGUCCACCAGGACAGGCCUUUUUCGCUGGUGGUUUCGAAGGCAUGGCUAUGAAUGGCACCAAAGGUGACAAGGGUGAUAAAGGUAUGCGUGGUCGUCGCGGCAAACCGGGAACAGCUGGACCAAUCGGACCUCCGGGCAAACCAGGUUCAAUGGGCGAAAUGGGACAUGCGGGUCGUCCAGGUAUGCCAGGACCUAAAGGUGAUAUGGGUCUUAAGGGACCCAAAGGAGAUUCUGGCGGUCGUGAAGGGCCCAAAGGCGAUAAGGGUGAUAGAGGACAAGAUGGUCGUGAUGGUAUGCCGGGGCCACCAGGUUUGCCAGCGGCAGCAGGAGAAGGUGUACAAUAUGUUCCUAUGCCAGGACCACCAGGUCCGCCGGGUCCACCCGGCUCACCUGGCAUGCCAGGUCUAACAAUAUCAGGACCCAAAGGAGAACCCGGCAUGGAAAAUCGUAAUGGUUAUUAUGGUGAUGCCUCCUACUAUGGACGACCGGGACCUCCUGGUCAUCCAGGGCCACCCGGACCCCCAUUAAGCGGCAGCCGCCAUCAUGAUCAUGAUGAAGAGGAGGAGACCCCCUACUAUUCAGCAGCUUCUUCUUGGAAUAUGCGUAUUGUUCCGGGAGCAGUCACUUUUCCCAAUAUUGAUGAAAUGACAAAGAAAUCUGCCAUGAAUCCACCCGGCACUUUGGCAUAUAUAACUGAAGAGGAAGCGUUAUUAGUGAGAGUCAACAAAGGUUGGCAAUAUAUUGCGCUUGGAACAUUGGUACCAAUUGCCACACCCGCCCCACCGACAACAAUUGCACCACCAGUACGUGUUGAUAUACAAUCAUCGAAUUUAUUAAAUAAUUUACCACCAUUACUCAAUACACCUACGUUACGAGUGGCAGCCUUGAAUGAACCCUAUAUUGGCGAUUUACAGGGAAUACGUGGAGCUGAUUUUGCCUGCUAUCGCCAGGGCAGAAGAGCUGGUUUAUUGGGAACAUUUAAAGCAUUCCUGUCAUCAAGAGUACAAAAUCUUGAUUCAAUUGUACGUGUCGCAGACCGCGAUCUACCAGUCGUGAAUACCAGAGGUGAUGUUCUGUUCAACUCAUGGAAGGGCAUAUUUAAUGGACAAGGUGGUUUCUUUUCACAAGCGCCACGCAUUUAUAGUUUCAGUGGUAAAAGUGUUUUAACGGAUCCAAUGUGGCCACAAAAACAUGUCUGGCAUGGUGCUCUGCCCAAUGGAGAACGUUCAAUUGACACAUACUGUGAUGCCUGGCAUUCGGGGGCAAGAGAUAAAUUUGGUUAUGCCAGCAAUUUGCUGGGGAACAAACUGCUGGAUCAGGAGCGUCUAACAUGUGAUAGUAAAUUAAUAGUAUUAUGUGUUGAGGCUCUAUCGCAGGAUCGACGAAAAAAGCGAGAUUUGAGUGACAGUGAAUUAGAGUUCCAUACGGCUGAAGCAUAUGAGCAGCAUUUAAAAAGAGUACUGACUUGAAAUAAAAAUCAUCAUUGAACAUUUAUUUUCGAACUUCCAACAUCAUCAUUAUUAAAUACUUAGAGUAUCACUCCGUAACAAUUACACUCACACACAAUGAAAAUUGUUUUAUUGACAUCAAUUUAAAAACCAAUAAUUUCUAGAUUUACCAAAAUAAC